GCGGAGGGGCCGCGCGUGUGCGAGACGGGCCGGAGGUCCCUCCUCGCCGUCCUUCUGUCCGCUUGUCCUGUCCGGCUCUCGCCCCUGCUCGCUCUACGCGUGGCUGCAGGGACGGACCCCGCGCGUCCCCCUUCACGGUCCCCGCGUUGCUCUCAGCCUUCCACUGCGUUCUAAGCGCGUUCAGGGAAUUCGCUUCCCCUUCCUCUGUUCGUGCCGCUUUCACCCAGAGACAACUGGGCCGGAAGGGAAGAGCCCGUUCGGACUCGUGUUUGUGAGAGCGGUGGUUUCGCGGCUGCCCGCAGGGCUCGGCCUUCGGAGGGCCGAGGGGUGACGUGCGACUCUAAGGCCGGCGUGCCGGCCGCUGUCAGAGGUCCGUGGCUGUUUGUGCUGUGACACACGGCGAUAUGUUUAGGUCUCGCUUUCGAUUAGAUGGUGAAGUAGAUGUCGCUUGUUCCUAGUGAGCUCUAAGUGUGUAAUUACAGGUGUCUAACAGACGUCUGUUGCUCUGCACGUGAUUACAUCGAAAGAGCUUAGGCAGCCUGACGUUAUUAUUAUUUUUUUUCUCUUCUGUUCUUGGAGGAAAGGAAGAACCAGGCAACAUCGGUCCUACUUGCCGGCUUUCAGCCUGAAGCUGCCGUGUAUGAUUGAUGUGGCGAUAGAUGUCCAUGCCCAGCAGCACGUAGUCAUGCUGGGAUGCUAAGAUCUUCAUGCAGCUGGCUGAGAAAUGGUUCCACAAGAUGGCAAUCCCAACUCUAAUACUAUUAAAAUGGAGAUUAUCAUCACUGUGACAUGAUCUGUCAAAUGUGUUAGCGUUUUCUGUUUGUGUUUUACGCUUACUGUGCAAGGUUACAAAUGGUGUGGGUUUUUAUCAUGAAUCGAAUGAGCUCCCAGAGCAGUUCAUCUUCUCAGCGUAGAAGAAUGGCUCUAGGAAUUGUCAUUCUUCUCCUUGUUGAUGUGAUAUGGGUUGCCUCUUCAGAACUCACUUCUUAUGUUUUUACGAAGUACAACAAACCUUUUUUCAGUACAUUUGCAAAAACAUCUAUGUUUGUUCUAUACCUCUUGGGAUUUAUUGUUUGGAAACCAUGGAGGCAACAAUGCACUCGUGGUUUUCGUGGAAGGCAUGCAGCUUUUUUUGCAGAUGCUGAAGGUUAUUUUGCUGCUUGUACAACAGAUAAUGCUGUAAACAGUUCUCUGAGCGAACCUUUAUAUGUUCCUGUAAAGUUCCACGAUUUGCCAACUGAAAAGAGUGGCAGUAAUAAUAAUGAUACAGAGAAAACUCCCAAAAAGCCUCGUGUGAGGUUCAGUAAUAUCAUGGAGAUUCGGCAGCUCCCAUCGAGCCACGCGCUGGAAGCAAAGUUGUCUCGCAUGUCAUACCCAGCAGUUAAGGAGCAGGAAUCGAUAUUAAAAACUGUAGGAAAGCUCACUGCAACUCAAGUAGCAAAGAUUAGCUUUUUCUUUUGCUUUGUGUGGUUCUUGGCAAAUUUCUCUUACCAAGAAGCUCUAUCAGAUACCCAAGUUGCCAUAGUUAAUAUCUUGUCUUCAACCUCUGGGCUUUUUACUUUAAUCUUAGCUGCAGUCUUUCCAAGUAACAGUGGAGAUAGAUUUACUCUGUCCAAAUUAUUGGCAGUUUUUUUAAGCAUUGGUGGUGUGGUACUUGUUAACCUUUCUGGAUCUGAGAAAUCUCCUGGAAGAGAUACAAUAGGUUCCCUUUGGUCUCUCGUAGGAGCAAUGCUGUAUGCUGUGUACAUAGUGAAUAAAAGAAAAGUAGAUAGAGAAGAUAAACUCGAUAUACCAAUGUUCUUUGGUUUUGUAGGACUGUUCAAUCUACUGCUGCUAUGGCCAGGGUUUUUUCUGCUUCACUAUACUGGCUUUGAAGCAUUUGAGUUUCCCAGUAAACUGAUAUGGAUGUGCAUUGUCAUUAAUGGCCUUAUUGGAACAGUUCUGUCAGAGUUCCUCUGGUUAUGGGGCUGCUUUCUUACCUCAUCACUGAUAGGCACACUUGCUCUAAGCCUUACGAUACCUCUGUCCAUAAUAGCUGACAUGUGCAUGCAAAAGGUGCAGUUUUCUUGGCUGUUUUUUGCAGGAGCAGUCCCUGUAUUUUUUUCUUUUUUCAUCGUAACUCUGUUAUGUCAUUAUAACAACUGGGAUCCCGUGAUGGUGGGAAUCAGAAGAGUUUUUGCCUUUAUUUGUAGAAAACAUCGAAUUCAGAGAAUGCCAGAAGAAAGUGAGCAGUGUGAAAGUCUUAUUCCUAUGCAUAGUGUUUCACAAGAUGGAGAUAGCUGCUGUUCGUAGGCAAAAGUUUAAAAAUGGAUUGAUGCCUAGUGAAGAGACAAUCUUCUGGAAAAGUCCCAAAGGAGUAAUGUUUCAGUGCCUAUUCUGAAUUUUUAGUAAAAAUAAGAAGUUUCUGUUCUUGUGAAACUCUAAACAUCUUUCUUGCUUUCAUCUGAUUUUAUAAGUAAACAAAUUUACUCCAUGCAUAUCAAUGUAGGGGAUCUUAGUCCAUCUGAGCAACCAACCUGCCUUACUACACUGAGCUGGUGAAGUUACUUGACAAAAUCAAGAAAAUGAAUGCUGUUAAGUGAUUUCUUUCUCUUUUUAACUCUCAGUUUUGUUAAAUGCUGGACAAGGUUAUUUUAAAAAAACACUUUCAAAUGAGUUAUGUAAAUAAGUUUGCAGGUCAUCACGUCUUACAGGCUUUCAGAUGAAAAGCUAAAUAGAUACGUUACCUGUAGUAGGUACAAAUUAACUUUUUUAUGUUGUAUAAACUAUUUGCAUAUUAAUAGAGGAAAUAGUAAAAUAAUUUAUUAAGUGAAUUCUUGUAAUUAUUAAGGCAAGAUCUUUGUACAGUCCUGGAACACUACAUAUAUAUUGUCUUAUCCCAUUCUGAGAAGCCUUGUAACGGCAGUGGGUGCCGCUGUUUAAAAAUCUUUUGUUUCUACUGAUCUGGAAUGUUUAAAAUCUUAGUGAAUGAAAGAAUAUUUAUAAUUACAGUAUGUUGGAUGUACGUUCUCAAAAACAAUCCCUUAAGAAGACCAAUUCUGUAACCAUCAAGAUUCCAAAUGAUUUCAUAUAGAAGGCUUAAUUUGAAAAUUUUCAUUUCUGUAGUUGCCAACUUAGGAAAGAGAUCCCAAUAAGUUGUUAAAAUUUUCAGUUGUGGGUUGGCACUACAGCAAUCUACUAAACAAUGUGAAAGCUAAAAAUAAUUGCAUUGAUUUUCUUUUUUUUCCAAUUGCAUUAAUAAAUUUAUUCUAAAACUGAUUGUUUUCCUUACAACCUGUAUCUUCCUUCUACUUUAGCUGUAGAAAGCUUACUGUAGCUUUUGUCUUAUUUGAUUCUGAGAAGUUAUGAAUAAUUAUGUUCAAGGAUAUUUGAAAUAAAUCAGUGACAUUUUCCAAUUUCUGGACAAUAAGACACUUCUAUUAA
This is a messenger RNA of Meleagris gallopavo (turkey), 3423 nucleotides long. The record is from RefSeq and is a predicted model, not a curated record. Lineage: Eukaryota; Metazoa; Chordata; Aves; Galliformes; Phasianidae.